CUAGCAUUAGCGGCUGGUGUUUGUUGACAGCGGCGCCGCUCCAGCUUUUCCCUCCUGUGUUCGCUAUGGCAUCAUCUAACACCUACAAACUCAGGUGCUCCAUCCCGGGCCACGAGAUGGACGUGAGAGGCCUGACGGCGGCUUUUUUCCCGGAGGGAUCCUUCGUGUCUGUGUCCAGAGACCGAACCGGAAGAGUCUGGGUACCAAACUCAAGCCCAGACAAAGGCUUCACAGAGAUGCACUGCAUGUCCGGUCACUCAAAUUUUGUAUCCUGUGUUUGCAUCAUCGCUCCUAAUGAAACGUAUCCUCGGGGACUUGUAGCGACAGGUGGAAAUGAUAAUAAUAUUUGUGUUUUCACACUGGAUCAACCACAACCCCUGUUUACUCUCAAAGGUCACAAAAACACUGUUUGCACGCUAUCAUCUGGGAAAUUUGGGACACUUCUGAGUGGCUCCUGGGAUACAACAGCCAAAGUCUGGCUCAAUGAGAAGUGCAUGAUGACUCUGCAGGGCCACACCGCUGCAGUGUGGGCUGUCAUCAUUUUACCUGAACAAGGCCUGAUGCUCUCAGGAUCAGCAGAUAAGACCAUAAAACUCUGGAAGGCUGGUCGGUGCGAGAACACGUUUACAGGCCACGAGGACUGUGUAAGGGGGCUAGCAGUGAUCAGCAGCACUGAAUUCUUGUCAUGCAGCAAUGACACAAGUAUCAGAAAGUGGCUGGUGACCGGAGAAUGUCUACAAGUUUAUUACAGUCACACCAACUACAUCUACAGCCUUGCUGUCUUCCCCAAUGGCCAAGAUUUCAUAAGCACAGGAGAGGACCGGACUCUGAGGAUCUGGAGGAAGGGAGAAUGCUCUCAGACCAUCCGCCUGCCUGCCCAGUCUGUCUGGUGCUGCUGUAUUCUGCCUAAUGGGGAUAUAGCUGUUGGAGCCAGUGACGGCAUCAUCCGUGUGUUUACGGAAGCCGAGGACCGCAUGGCGAGUGUGGAGGACCUGCAGGCCUUCGAGGAUGAGCUUUCCAAAGCCACCAUCGACCCCAAGACCGGCGAUCUCGGAGACAUCAAAAUGGAGGACCUUCCUGGACGAGAGCACCUGAACGAGCCUGGCAAUCGUGAUGGACAGACACGCUUGAUUAAAGAUGGGCAGAAGGUGGAGGCGUAUCAGUGGAGCGUCAGCGACGGGCGCUGGGUGAAAAUCGGAGACGUGGUCGGCGGCUCCAACCAGCAGACGUCAAAGAGCGUGAUGUAUGAAGGAAAGGAAUACGACUACGUCUUCACCAUCGACGUGAACGAGGGCGGGCCGUCCAUGAAGCUGCCCUACAACGUGUCGGAGGACCCCUGGCUCACGGCGCACAACUUCCUGCAGAAGAACGACCUCAGCCCCAUGUUUCUCGACCAGGUGGCAAAUUUCAUCAUCGAGAACACCAAAGGACACGUGGUGGGACCCGCCCAGCCCGUCAGCGGCGACCCGUUCACAGGAGGAGCGCGUUAUAUCCCCGGCUCCUCUGGUGACAGGCCAGGCUUUGGUGCUGAUCCCUUCACUGGCUCUGGUCGCUACAUCCCAGGAUCGGGUCCCAACAUGAGUGCUCCCGGAGGCGUAGCCGAUCCUUUCACAGGAGGAGGUGCCUACUCCUCAGCAGCCCUGAGAGAGACCACGACCAACAUCUACUUCCCAAAGACUGAUGGUGUGACCUUUGAGCAAGCCAAUUCCUCUCAGAUCAUUGCCAAGUUGAAGGAGCUGAACGGAGGCGCCCCGCAGGAACACAAGCUCUCUGAGGAAGUCCUGGAAAGCGUGGAGAGGCUGCUCAUGUCUGUGUGUGGGCCCGGCUCCUCUGAGCCUCCCCCGACCAUGCAGCAGAUCAACGACCUCUGGAGAGCUGCUCACUGGCCUGAAGACAUAGUGUUCCCUGUCCUGGACAUCGUGAGGCUGGCAGUGCGUCACCCACAGGUUAAUGAAACGCUCUGUGGAGAGGCGGAGGGAGUCCAGAUGUGCAACCACCUGCUGAGCCUGAUGAGGCCCGAGGGGCGGCCCGCCAACCAGAUGCUGGCGCUGCGGACUUUGUGCAACUGCUUUAGCGGCAGACACGGCCGAGCCCUCCUCAUGGCCCAGCGCGAAGCGGUGCUGGCGCGCGCCGCCGACCUGGCCACCGUCUGUAAUAAGAACAUCCACAUCGCCUUGGCCACGCUGGUGCUCAACUACGCCGGCUGCCUGCACAGCCAGCCCGACCUCGAGGCCAAGGCCCAGUGCCUGUCGGUGGCCAGCCGAGCUCUGGAGACCGUACAAGACAAGGAGGCCAUCUUUAGGUUGCUGGUGGCCUUGGGAACCACUGUGGCCUCGGACCAGACGGCCCAGGACCUGGCCCGCUCCCUGGGGGUCACGUCUCAAAUCUCAAAGUACUCCUCAGUGUCUGAUCCGUCAAAAGUGGGCGAGUGUUGUCAGCUGGUUUUAAAACAACUCCAAUGAAGUGAAUGAUUAGAUGAUUUAAAAAGAAAAAAGAAAAAAAAAACACUACUUUGUAUUAUGCUUAAUCUGUUGUGGUGCAGAAAUUAUUGUAUGUUAUACAAUAAAAAA
Salarias fasciatus (jewelled blenny) is the source of this 2570-nucleotide messenger RNA. It is a transcript of the gene plaa, whose product is annotated as phospholipase A2-activating protein. Gene Ontology annotation, cellular component: nucleus; cytoplasm. Gene Ontology annotation, biological process: proteasome-mediated ubiquitin-dependent protein catabolic process; ubiquitin recycling. Gene Ontology annotation, molecular function: ubiquitin binding. NCBI's taxonomy places the organism in Eukaryota, Metazoa, Chordata, Actinopteri, Blenniiformes, Blenniidae. The record is from RefSeq and is a predicted model, not a curated record. The transcript is spliced from 14 exons. Bases 66 to 2462 code for a protein of 798 amino acids.